AUGCUAAAUCGGAUUCUUCGGGUUCCAAAAGAGUUCCUCUACUGUAAUCAUCAAACCAGAACCUCGGAUCGUUGGGGUAGAUUCUCAAACUCUUAUACCAGAGUACUCGCAGUCAUGACCUAUGACACGGUGAUUCAGCAGCUGCGCCAGUCGGACUGCCACUUUCAGAUUACUGCUACAACGACUAGCUGCCCGUCGACCGUCUGCGAAUGUCGAUCGCCCUUGAGUUCACAGGCUCCAAGUACCAGGAGAACCGGGCUGACGGUCACGCAAAGCCUGUAUUGGGCAAAUUAUCAACUCAGUAGUCAAUGCAGGUGGAUGAUGAGCUAUGGAAGUUUAUUUCCAGGCUAUGGAACUCAACUUCGCCACGAAGUCACCAUGAAGAAAGAUACUAUCAGUCUACUGGAGGUCCUCGUGGGUUGUCUACGCUUAGGACUCAGUCGAAUCCUACGACAAGCUGCAUCUGAGCGUCUACUUGACGUUGUCAGAGUUCAAAGAUCCCCUUCUUCCCCUGAAACUACUAUGCAAACAACCCCCCAUUGCAUUGCAUGGUCCCUGAUGGCGACUGGCUUUUGUGAACUAUCCCUGGUUCUCAUAGCGAAUGCAAGGCAGACAAUGCCUCUUCCGGCUUUGGGAUACAAAUUUCCUCAAAUGCAGUACAAACCCCAAACUCUCCCCCCUGCGAUAUCCUCAGAGAAACCAUCACCACCCCUAAUCGACGGCAACAAAUAG
Colletotrichum lupini is the source of this 732-nucleotide messenger RNA. RefSeq lists its product as uncharacterized. The transcript has 6 exons. Bases 1 to 732 code for a protein of 243 amino acids. Lineage: Eukaryota; Fungi; Ascomycota; Sordariomycetes; Glomerellales; Glomerellaceae. The record is from RefSeq and is a predicted model, not a curated record.